Messenger RNA from Cornus florida, 1398 nucleotides. RefSeq names its product GDSL esterase/lipase APG-like. Gene Ontology annotation, cellular component: apoplast. Gene Ontology annotation, molecular function: hydrolase activity, acting on ester bonds. The record is from RefSeq and is a predicted model, not a curated record. The transcript is spliced from 5 exons. Lineage: Eukaryota; Viridiplantae; Streptophyta; Magnoliopsida; Cornales; Cornaceae. Bases 166 to 1227 code for a protein of 353 amino acids.
GCAAGCUUUGAAUGCUCUAUAACCACUUUUAAGACUCCAUUAAUAUAUAUAGUCAACUUUCACCUUCCUCCUUCAGCUCCAUCUUUCAGUUGGAAUCACUUUUCUUUGCUAAGGGUCUUAAGGCCUUGCUCAAAGCCUCAGACACAAAUCCAUCUAUCUCCAAAAAUGGGCAUCUUCUGUGGAGCAACUUUGGCUUUUGUAUUGGCUUUGGCAGCAUUUGCCAUAAGAGGGGAUGCUCAGCCUCUUGUUCCGGCCGUCGUGACGUUCGGAGACUCUGCCGUGGACGUCGGGAAUAAUGACUAUAUCCACACCAUUUAUAAGGCUAAUUACCCACCUUAUGGGAGGGACUUUGUCAACCAUCAACCUACUGGAAGGUUUUGCAAUGGAAAGCUAGCCACUGAUCUCACUGCUGAAACUUUGGGCUUUACUACUUACGCACCAGCUUAUCUGAGCCCUCAGGCAUCCGGAAAGAACCUUCUUAUUGGAGCCAACUUUGCUUCUGCUGCAUCUGGCUAUGAUGACCAUACAGCCUACUUGAAUCAUGCAAUUCCGUUGUCGCAACAGUUGGAUUACUACAAGGAGUACCAAGGCAAGCUAGCCCAAGUAGCAGGAAGCAAACAAGCUGCAUCAAUCAUAAAGGAUGCAUUAUACUUGGUGAGUGCUGGUAGCAGUGACUUCUUCCAGAACUAUUAUGUCAACCCUUUCCUCAACAAAGUCUACACUCCUGACCAGUACUCUUCAUACCUUGUCGGCAUCUUUUCAAGCUUCAUCAAGGACUUGCAUGGGUUGGGAGCCAGGAGAAUUGGGGUGACUUCACUCCCACCAUUGGGUUGCCUUCCAGCGACUAGAACUCUGUUUGGUUCCCACGAAAAUGGCUGUGUCUCUAGGAUCAACACUGAUGCUCAAGGAUUCAACAAGAAGAUCAACUCAGCUGCAAAAACUCUCCAAAAGCAACUUCCUGACCUCAAGAUUGCCAUCUUUGACAUUUUCAAACCCCUUUAUGACCUUGUCCAGAAACCUUCAGAUUUUGGUUUUGCGGAAGCAAGGAGAGGUUGCUGUGGAACUGGGACAGUAGAGACUACGGUAUUUUUGUGCAAUCCCAAGUCACCAGGAACUUGUGCUAAUGCUACACAAUAUGUGUUUUGGGACAGUGUUCAUCCAUCACAGGCUGCUAAUCAAGUUCUUGCUGAUUCGUUGAUCAUAGAAGGCAUCAGCCUCAUCGGAUGAGGUUACGCUUUCUGUAAUGUACACUACACAAUGUACCGACACUGUUUACUACCACUAUGUGUUCUUGUGAAGAACAAAGGUAAACCUUGUUCUGUGUCUCUGAAGUUUCAAGUGUAAUAAGGACUUCGAAAAGGGCUAAAAUGGAUAGGAAGUUUACAGUUUUUAAGAUUA